AUGGCUUACGACUCCGGCAUGACACGCAUCGUGGGUGGCACCGGUGCCCUGCCAGGGGCCUGGCCCUGGAUCGUCAGCAUCCAUCACCCCUGGGUACCAGACCCAGGGCAUUGGUGUGGAGGGUCACUCAUCAGCACACAGUGGGUCCUCACAGCAGCCCACUGCUUCGACAAGUUUGAUAACAUCAGCCUGCUGUACGUGAUGAUUGGGGCCACCCAGUUGACUCAGCCAGGCCAUGGGGCACAAAUGCGCAGUGUCAAACAGGUGCUGAUUCACGAGUACUACAAUCCUGCUGACAUGAGCUACGACAUCGCCCUGCUGGAACUGGACCAUCCUGUCCAGUGCAGCCCCUACAUCCAGCUGGCCUGUGUGGCUGACCCCACCCUAAGAGUCUCAGAGCUGCAGAACUGCUGGGUGGCUGGCUGGGGUGCCACUGCUGCAAGAUCUCAACAAUCAAGUGAUCACCUGCAGGAGGCCAAGGUCCAGCUCAUCGAUGUCCAGCUCUGCAACAGCAGCCGCUGGUAUGCGGGGGAAAUCCACACCCACAACUUGUGUGCUGGUUACCCACAGGGCCUCAUCGACACCUGCCAGGGUGACAGUGGUGGCCCUCUCAUGUGCCAGGACAACAAUGCUGACCACUGGUGGGUUGUUGGAGUAACCAGUUGGGGAAAAGGCUGUGCCAGAGCAAAGCAGCCUGGAGUCUACACCUCCACUCAGCACUUCUAUGACUGGAUUCUGCCUUGGCCAACAACACCCCCCACUCCAAAGCCAACACCAUUGGGUGAGGUUAGCUCCUGCCCAUUUCCACUCAACAAGCUGGUAGACUUCUUUACUAACGUGAAGAAGCUCCUUCAUGAGGUCCUUGGACAAACCACAGCUUGA
Messenger RNA from Passer montanus (Eurasian tree sparrow), 882 nucleotides. Its product is annotated as acrosin-like. Gene Ontology annotation, biological process: proteolysis; acrosome reaction. The record is from RefSeq and is a predicted model, not a curated record. The transcript has 5 exons. Bases 1 to 882 code for a protein of 293 amino acids. Gene Ontology annotation, molecular function: serine-type endopeptidase activity. NCBI's taxonomy places the organism in Eukaryota, Metazoa, Chordata, Aves, Passeriformes, Passeridae.